UUCAUUUCUCUUUCGGUGUCUCCGCCUCGCUUCACAUUUCAUCGCCCUCGAAACGCCGUCGUUCUCCCCAAUGGCGGCGAUUUCGAAUCUCACCGGAUGCGGUCACGCCGCGAGCGGCAGCGCCGUCAACUUCGGAGAGAGGCGGCGGUUCUUCAAGCUCGGUUCGCAUACCGGACUCAAUUCUCGGAUCUCUUUCUACAAUAAGUUAGCUGUUGGCCACUUGCGCAAGGCUGACAAAAAAUUUGUUAUUCGUAUGGCAUUAGUCAAUGACAGAAUUGUACAGAGUGGAAGUUUGGCCAAUGCUUCUGAAAUUCUGGCAUUUGAUCUUGUUCAAGGGGCACUGGUAAAAUGGAGUUCUGAUACGGAUAAGUCAUUGCCCGAGCCACCAACGGCUGUUUUCCUGCAUGGAAUUCUUGGUAGCAGGAAAAAUUGGGGAACAUUCACUAGGAGAUUGGCCCAGGAAUUUCCAACGUGGCAGUUCCUAUUGGUGGACCUGCGUUGUCAUGGUGAUUCAGCCUCAAUUAAGAAAACAGGCCCCAACACUGUUUCUUCCACUGCUCUUGAUGUCUUAAAACUAGUUCGUCAGCUCAGAAUAACACCUCGGGUUUUAGUUGGUCACAGUUUUGGGGGGAAAGUUGUCUUGAGCAUGGUGGAGCAAGCUGCAAAGCCUCUUGCACGGCCAGUCAGAGUUUGGGUCCUAGAUGCUACUCCUGGAAAGGUUCGUCCUGGUGGUGAUGGGGAGGACCAUCCAGCAGAACUAAUAUCUGUCCUAAAGACUCUACCCAAAGAGGUAUCCUCAAAGCGGGAUGUUGUGCAAAAUCUAGUUCAAAAAGGAUUCUCUAAAGAUGUGGCACAGUGGGUGGUUACUAAUCUGCGACCUAGUGGUCCACUUGGUUCAACUCCAUCCACCUUCUCUUGGACAUUUGAUCUCAAUGGAAUUUCUGAAAUGUACCAAUCUUAUGAAGAUACAAAUUUAUGGAAAAUCGUAGAAGAUGUGCCCCGAGGUGUCCAUGUGAACUUCUUGAAAGCAGAAAGGAGCUUGCACAGAUGGGCUCUAGAAGAUCUCCAGAGGAUUCAUGCUGCUGAGGAGCUUGCUGUUGAGGAGGCAGGUGGAGUUGGAAUGCAUGUCCUUGAGGAUGCAGGACACUGGGUGCAUGCGGAUAAUCCAGAUGGGCUAUUUAGGAUUCUUACAUCUUCUUUUCAGUGACUCAUAACUUCAGACGCGGUCACACCUUCAGUUCAGAGAUAAUAGCAGCUGUAGAGGUGUGAAAAGAGUAUACAAACAGGUGUUUCUGCGUUACAUAAUUAUAUACAUCUAUGUACCUUAAUGGUUUUGUAUCUUUUGUAUAUUUGGCUGUCAAUUUUUGUCGCAGUUGUCUAAAGUUUCACAGGUCUGUGUAUAUCAGGACUACUAGCUUAAAGGAUUCAAGCGUCCGUUACAUAUUGAGCAAAUCCGUCAUUUUUGGCUGUAUAAUAUCUUCUUUUUGUUGAGAAAUGUGAUCUUCAAUGAUGAUAGUAAAAUGUAUAGAGAAAAUUGGCGGCAA
Molecule: messenger RNA, 1544 nt
Organism: Argentina anserina (silverweed cinquefoil)
Lineage: Eukaryota; Viridiplantae; Streptophyta; Magnoliopsida; Rosales; Rosaceae
Exons: 13
Coding region: 71-1207 (378 amino acids)
Source: RefSeq, a predicted model, not a curated record